Messenger RNA from Mucor mucedo, 1227 nucleotides. RefSeq lists its product as uncharacterized. The record is from RefSeq and is a predicted model, not a curated record. The transcript has 5 exons. NCBI's taxonomy places the organism in Eukaryota, Fungi, Mucoromycota, Mucoromycetes, Mucorales, Mucoraceae. The coding region runs from base 1 to 1227 and encodes 408 amino acids.
AUGGCUCUUUCCGCUAAACAUUUAAACCCGCCCGAAAAGGUAAUUAACGAUGUUAAAAAAUCCAAACCGAUCAAGCCAGCAACAUCAAUUGAACAAAGUCUUACAACUUCUUCACGCAAUCCUUUCAUUAAAGGAACCUUUCCUAACUCAAUUUUAGUCCACAUUUCAAUCGUGACCGAUCAAAAAAUGUUUUUUGAAGAAUUUAUGACCCACUUCCAAAAUGGGGAUAAUGUAUGGGGUCUGGAAGCUAAACUUUAUACUGAAGGCAAAAGGUGCUUUGCUGAAUUUCUCAUGGCAAAAGUAGCAGCUGACUCAAUCAUUGAAUCAGGUUUCAAACUUCCUUCGUUUGAACAUACCUUCAUGGGCUUUUAUUCACUAUCAAGUGAUUCGAAAAUCAUUAAAGUUUCAAUCUCCGGACUACCCUUUCAGUAUGGUCGCUCAUCAGGAGGAACGGAUGAACUCAGGGCAGACCUACAGAAAAAUAUGUCAAAGUUUGGCAAGAUUGUUGACUGUGGAAUCACCCGGGUACCACAAUCAACUUCCAAACACGACAACAACACUGCCAUUCGACACGAAGUUCGAUGGCAAUACUCUCAUUUAAGCUUUGACAGUGAUCCAGUAUUUGUGGACAGCCAGGACCGUGAUACAAAAGAAGCAGUAACAAUUUAUGCUACAUGGGUAAAUGUGAAGCCUUACUGUCGGUAUUGCCACAAACAAGACCAUGUUAUUAUUGACUGGACAUAUUGCCAAGAGUUGCCCAAGAAAAAUUCAACUCCAACAAUCUCUAACAGUAAGAGACGUAAAGUAAACCAACCAAUUCAAGAGGAGGAGUCGAGCCGAGAAGUGGAAGUAAAUGAUUUGGUUAACAAAGAGCAAAUACCUAUACAGGACGAAGGAAGUGAGGAACAAGUGGAAAAGACAACAGAUAAGCAAUGGGCUGAAGAAAGUGGACAUAUAGAAAAUUCAAAGGUAGACUCAACAACAACAGUACAACAAAAAGACCAAGUAUGUAAACAUUGUCAAUUACCAGGACAUGUACGCACCACAUCAAAAAAGUGUUUGAUAAAUCUAUCACACCCGGAUCAUGAAAGCUUUUUACUGAGUUUACAACGACAACAACAAGCCGUAAAUAAUCAAGAUGAAGAUGAUAGUAUGCGAGAGAUAUCCGACACUGAAGAAAUUAUAAUGGAGGAUGCCAAUCCUGGGUCCGAAACCGAAUCUCUUUAA